AUUCUGGAGGUACUCAAAAGCCAAAGUAUCAUUACCGAGACUAUGCAGGAACAAUGGAAGCACCAGUUAGAACAAUAUCAUAUUGUAUCCUUCUGGGGUACUUUUGACGAUAUUGUAUCUCGACAGAGUGCACGUUUGGAUCUACCCGGUAAUCGAGAGAGCUUAGUACAACUGAACGCGGACCAUAGUGGAGUAUGUAAGUUCGGCUCAAGCCCAAACCGACCAGGAUAACUUUAAAUUGGUGCGAGGCAAUAUGAAAGAAUUAUUCGAAAAAGUAAAGGCGACAGAAUUAGCCACCGACAAAGAGAGGCCGGAAAUCUUAAAGAGCCUCGAUGUUUUACCAUACAGAGAUCGCAAGGACAGAAACUCAGAGCGCGUCGAAGGGACGUGUGUAUGGUUCACCGAGAAUCCAUUAUUUCAUACCUGGCGAGAUAGUGUAGAAUCCCGAUUUCUUUGGUUGUCCGCAAAUCCAGGAUGUGGGAAGUCUGUUCUAGCAAGGUACUUGGUCGACGAAGUGCUCCCUAGCACUGAUACAAGAACAACCUGCUAUUUCUUUUUCAAAGACGAUUUCGACGACCAAAAGAGUUUAUCAUCCGCCUUGUGCUGCGUGCUACGACAGAUUAUCGAUCAAAAGCCGAACCUACUCACUAAAGAGCUCGUUAAGGAAUUCAAAGCUAGCCAGACGGUGACUAAAUCAUUCCAAGAUCUAUGGGAUAUGCUGGUUGGUAUUGCCGGUAACCCGAAUGCCGGAGAAAUAAUUUGCGUCAUAGAUGCUUUUGACGAGUGCGAGCAAGCCGAACGACAACAAUUAAUAGCGGCCUUGAAUUGGUUUUACUCGCCGAAUUCUUUGCACAGAACCAAGUGCAAAGUCAAGGUUUUCUUAACCAGUAGACCAUACUUCGCAAUCCAUGUCGGUUUCAAGCCUCUCAAGGAUCUCCUCCUUAAUCUUCAUCUUGAUGGAGACGAUGAAAUUGACCAAAUUUCCCAAGAGAUCAACAUAUUUAUCAUGAAUAGAAUAAGUGAUCUCAAACAAUACCAUAUGCUUUCCGAAUAUGGUCAGGCCACCCUACAACAAGCGGUUACUCAAAUUCGCCAUCGAACAUACCUAUGGGCGCACCUGAUAUUCGACGACUUAGCGAGGAAUUUCAUCAAUCUUCCAGAGAGUAGCCUGAGGAACUAUAUCCGUGAACUUCCCCGAACCGUAGAAGGCGCAUACGAUAAAAUUCUACGAGGCAGCUCUAACCCAGAAAAGGCUAAACGACUUUUAAGUAUCAUAGUGGCGGCAGAGCAACCAUUAUUAUGCAAAGAGAUGGCUGUGGUUUUAGAUAUAAGAUGCGAUCACCGAACAUAUAGCCAUCUAGAAUUAGACGACGAUGAACGGUUUUGCACUCGGAUCAGAGAGCUGUGUGGACUUUUUGUAAUAAUUGUGGACUCAAAAAUUUACCUCCUUCACCAGACAGCAAGGGAGUUCCUGGUCAGGAUCCUAGACCAUCAAGCUCCAAACCCCGCUACGACCAAUAAGCUUCAUUAGAAGCACUCGAUCGAGUUAGUUGAAGCGCACCGUAUUCUCGCCGAGGCUUGUAUAUGGUUCCUUCUACUUGAAGACGAAGCACCACCGCGAGGUGAAUCCAGGAAAUGGCAGAAACGCAACAAC
Molecule: messenger RNA, 1654 nt
Organism: Hypoxylon trugodes
Lineage: Eukaryota; Fungi; Ascomycota; Sordariomycetes; Xylariales; Hypoxylaceae
Exons: 3
Coding region: 254-1531 (425 amino acids)
Source: RefSeq, a predicted model, not a curated record